Messenger RNA from Fusarium verticillioides 7600, 2725 nucleotides. RefSeq names its product AAT family amino acid transporter. The coding region runs from base 565 to 2376 and encodes 603 amino acids. Gene Ontology annotation, biological process: amino acid transmembrane transport. Gene Ontology annotation, molecular function: amino acid transmembrane transporter activity. The record is from RefSeq and is a predicted model, not a curated record. The transcript is spliced from 4 exons. Gene Ontology annotation, cellular component: membrane. Lineage: Eukaryota; Fungi; Ascomycota; Sordariomycetes; Hypocreales; Nectriaceae.
GAAUGAUAAGCCCACCUCCAGCCCCUUCUCACACGACCUCGACGUUAUCUACUACCUUGUUUCUCUUUCUGCUGAUUUGAUUAAUUGAUUGUUGCGCACAUGCAGUCCAUCAAACUUGGCUGCCCCCAUUUCGGCUCUUAACUUAAACAUCGCAUGUCAACUUAUAUAUCAGCACAUAUCCACUCAUCGCGACCACUACAUCACUGUCCUUUCUAACUCCACUGCCUUCUUGGUGGCGAUAUGCCGACCAUCUCACUACGACUAUCAGGACGAUCAAGAUAUCAUCAAACCGAUACAUCGCCUCAAAUACAACCACCUUUUUACACACCUUGAGUCGUUCGCUAAAGCACUGUGACCCUGACGAACCCCACGAACCAGCGUCCUCCGCCGACAAACCGCUUACUUACAACAUAUACCUCCCACUCACCUCCCACAUCCGCAUACGCCUACGCUUACAACUCCGACAACAAUCCCCAGCGGAGGGCCAGCUCCAGUCAUCCCACAGUUCGGGAUCGACCAAGCGUGAGCUCGGCCCGCGCACAGCGCGCAGGCUCAAGCGCAAGAAUGGCGCCUCACGAUGUCGAGCGCGGGAGCAUCAGCAAGAUGAAGGAGGAGUCGCUCGCCCCUGGGAGUUCUUUUAGUAUGCGCGAACCCGAGUACGGUGAUAUUUCCCCGCCUUCUUAUUGGGACCGGUUCGUCGAUGGGUUUAGGCGCGAUCAGAGAUCGAGUUUGUUCACGAAUGAUCCGUUGGGGCAGCAUGAGGGAUCCGGAAGGGUGCAUGAUGGAGCGCAUUACUACGAUAUCCAGAGUGCCAUGUUGAAGACGGCAAACUCAGGCCUUGCGAGAGAGUUGAAAGGAAGACAUUUGCAAAUGAUUGCAAUUGGAGGCUCCAUUGGUACUGGGCUUUUUGUCGCAUCGGGAAGAGCUUUGGCAGACGGAGGUCCAGCAUCGAUCUUGCUGGCUUUUACAAUCGUGGGUGCCAUGCUCUUUUGUACAUGUCAAGCGCUGGGUGAGCUUGCAGUCAUCUUCCCAAUUGCUGGAUCAUUCUCAUCGUGGGCGACUCGGUUCAUCGAUCCGUCUUGGGGAUUCGCAAUGGGGUGGAACUACGCGAUGCAAUGGCUCAUCGUGUUACCGCUCGAGAUCAUCGCCGCAUCACUAACCCUCUCUUACUGGGACGAGAGUCUUACACGCGCCAUUUUCGUCUCUGUGUUCCUAGUCGUCAUCAUAGUCAUCAAUAUGUUUGGCGUCAAAGGCUACGGUGAAGCCGAAUUCAUCUUUUCCAUCAUCAAGGUCAUUGCUGUUAUAGGCUUCAUCCUUCUCGGCAUCGUUCUCAACUGUGGCGGAACGCCAGAUAGCGGGUACAUUGGCGGCCGCUAUUGGCAAAACCCUGGUGCUUUUAACAACGGCUUUAAAGGAAUGUGCAAUGUGUUUGUUACAGCUGCUUUCUCUUUUGCUGGCACUGAGCUUAUUGGCCUUGCUGCCGCCGAAACAGCGAAUCCGCGAAAAUCGCUGCCAACGGCUUUGAAGCAGGUGUUCUGGAGGAUCACGCUUUUCUAUAUCGUUGCCUUGACAUUAGUAGGGCUCCUCGUUCCACAUACUGACCCUCGGCUCGUGGGCGGUAACAGCGAUGCGGAUGCAUCAGCCUCACCUUUUGUGAUAGCCAUCGAAGAAGCCGGCAUUCAGGUUUUACCAUCUGUCAUGAACGCGGUCAUCCUUACUGCCGUCCUGUCCGUCGGUAACUCUGCCGUCUUCGGUUCCUCGCGUACCCUUGCCGCUCUUGCAAACCUUCGGCAGGCUCCCAAGAUCGUCGGCUACGUCGACCGCAAAGGCCGACCACUCGUCGCUAUUGCGAUCGCAAGUGCGUUCGGCCUCAUUGCUUUCCUUGCAGAUCUGCCCGAACAAGGAGCUGUCCUUGACUGGCUCAUGGCCAUCUCAGGCUUAUCAACCAUCUUUACAUGGGGCUCUAUUUGCGUGUGUCAUAUCCGUUUUCGCCAUGCGUGGGCUGCCCGUGGCCGCUCUGUCUCCGAGUUACCCUUCCAAUCCCAGGUCGGCGUUGUGGGUUCUUGGGUUGGUAUCACACUGAACGUUCUUGUCAUCAUAGCGCAAUUCUGGGUCGGCGCCUUUCCCAUCGGCUGGCAAGAAUUAACAAGCGCCCAGGUCGCGCAGAAUUUCUUCCAUAAAUGGGUUGGCGCACCCUGCGUUUUGGCCUUUUAUAUAUUCCACAAGCUUUAUUUCCGGACUACAUUUGUGAGAAUACGAGAUAUGGACGUUGACACUGGACGUCGGGACUUUAACGUCCCUAUCCUUGUCGCCCAGGAACGAGAGGAACGAGAAGGAUGGCCCCGAUGGAAGAGAUAUUAUAAGUUCAUGUGCUGAGCCAUGAGAAUUAUGACGAAAUAAGAAGAGGCGUUGGAUAUAUAUAUAUAUAUCAUUGUGAAUUUGGUAAUUACCCAGGUUAGUAUGGAGUUGAACUGGAUGUGCUCAGAGCGCAGGAUUCGUUACUUAUGACCACCCACUAUACUACAUUCAUAUUUGCGCUUGUAAUGCUGUGUUUUUGCACAUCCGUUUCGAGCCAAUUCCGUACCGCUGCGAAGUUGUGCUGGCGUCACACAAUCAAUAACAAGCCACGGCAUCAAUUAAUAUCAAUCACUGAAAGACACUCGCAUACCGCGUAUGGUAAGUUUCAGAAAGUGUUAUAGCAAUGGUAUCUAAUUCGAGUCCCUCA